Mytilinidion resinicola is the source of this 1281-nucleotide messenger RNA. RefSeq lists its product as uncharacterized. The record is from RefSeq and is a predicted model, not a curated record. The coding region runs from base 1 to 1281 and encodes 426 amino acids. The transcript has 2 exons. NCBI's taxonomy places the organism in Eukaryota, Fungi, Ascomycota, Dothideomycetes, Mytilinidiales, Mytilinidiaceae.
AUGACGCGCCUGUUCGCACCGCUAGGCGAAGGGCAACAUCCCAUCUCACCAAGGGAACCAGAUCCUUAUUUCGCAGAUAGAUUUAUCACAGUCGGCCCGCCUAUAUUUAGUUUCGCAGGUGCCGCUGUUCUUUCUGGAUUUCAACUACUGCGGCGGAAAGCAUUACCAGGCCACUAUCUGAGGAAUAUUGGCUCCUUGGCCCUGCCAGCCAUUGUUAUAUGUCCCGCCAUCCAGCGCACAAAUGAGGAAAUGUUUGUUCGGCCCACGCUAGUGAGGGCAGGAAUCGAGCCUAUCCGGCCUCCGAUGUGGGAAAGCAGUGGAAAGAAGAGUGCAGACGACUUGGUCAUGGGAGGGGUCAUGGCUGGACUCCUGGUCGCCACUUUCAAACGCCCUUUUCUAAAUGUCACGGGCUGGAGACGUUAUGCUAGCUUGGCCAUGAUUGGGGGCCAUUCGGCGUGGUGGUUGAGCUCGCCAUAUUUUGGAAAGGAGUGGACGGACGCACUAGAAAAGCGAGAAAUGCCGGCAUUAAGGGCAAAGAUAGAAAGAGCAGUUGCAUUUCAGCGUCAAUUGCCAGGUGAACAGCCGACACCUAGCAUUGCGAUGCCGAUAAUUGACCCGCGAAGUUCAGAAGAAACCGGACCAUCUGUGCCACGCACUCAUUCACGCGCUCAAGUCUUUGGCCCAGGCAGCGCCCCUUUUUUCCAAGCCAUCAGAAUCAGCGAAACAGCCGAACCUUUCAUAGACUAUUCCUGGGAAGGGUCCGAAAGCGAGCUUCGAGAUUGUAUCGAAACACUCGAGCAAAUGAAAAAGGAGUUAGUCGUUGAGACCGAGUACCUGUGGCUCGAAAUUGCAAAGAAAGAACAUAUAUAUUACGCAGAAAAGGGGGAAUCGGAAGUGAAGGAAACGAAAGCUCGACAGCUUAGAGUGUUGGAAGCUCUUCACCGUCACCUCUACAUGGAAAUAAGCAAGCUCGACUGGUUAAUGGCCAAUCUAAAGCGAAAUAUUCGACAGCUGCAAGCCUGGCCCCAGGAGUGGCUACCGCACCAAGAACACCUCUCGAAUCCCGCACUACAUAGCCCAGAAUACACCGCAAAAUACCUGCGGAAUUCUUGGCAAAGAGUUAGGGAGGAUGAAAAUAUUACAACGAUUAUUCCGGGCAAGCAUAUGCACCAGAACAUGACCGAGCUCAACAAGGAUCUCAAAAAAGAGCUGGCGGUCAUGGAAGAUUUGCUCCACGAUUUUGAGAAGAGGGUCCAGGAUGCCAACAAUCGUGGAUCAUGA